AUGGCAGGAGGUGUAGCGGCAUGGCUCCCGUUCGCCCGCGCGGCGGCCAUAGGGUGGAUGCCCGUGGCGAGCGCGCCGAUGCCGAUCCCCCCGAAGGACAAGAGGAAGUCACAGGAGGGACUGAUCAUCCUCAACGUGAGCGGGACAAAGUUUCAGACGUGGAAAAACACCUUGGAACGCUACCCGGACACUCUGCUGGGGAGCACGGAGAGGGACUUCUUCUUCCACGAGGAGACGAACGAAUACUUUUUCGAUCGUGACCCUGAUAUUUUCAGGCACAUCCUCAACUUCUACCGCACGGGGAAACUACACUAUCCGCGGCAAGAAUGCAUCUCCGCGUACGACGAGGAGCUGGCGUUCUUUGGCAUCAUCCCCGAGAUCAUCGGGGACUGUUGUUACGAGGAGUACAAGGACCGGAGGCGCGAGAACGCGGAGAGGCUCCAGGACGACGAGGAGAUGGACCAGAGUAACGACACCACCCCCGUCAACCUCACCCCGCGCGAGUACCUUUGGCGGGCUUUUGAAAACCCCCACACGAGCACGCUGGCCCUGGUCUUUUACUACGUCACGGGCUUCUUCAUCGCCAUCUCGGUGAUGGCCAACGUGGUGGAGACGGUCCCGUGCGGGUUGAUGCCCAACCGCUCCAAGGAGCUCUCGUGCGGCGACCGUUACGCGCUGGCCUUUUUCUGUCUGGACACCGCGUGCGUCAUGAUCUUCACCUUCGAGUAUCUCCUGCGUUUGGUGGCGGCGCCGUGCCGCUUCAAGUUCAUGAAGAGCGUGAUGAGCGUCAUCGACGUGGUCGCCAUCAUGCCUUACUACAUCGGCCUGGUCAUGACGGACAACGACCAGGUCAGCGGCGCGUUCGUCACCCUCAGGGUCUUCCGGGUGUUUCGGAUUUUCAAAUUCUCCCGCCACUCGGCGGGGCUGCGCAUCCUGGGCUACACGCUGAAGAGCUGCGCCUCGGAGCUGGGCUUCCUUCUCUUCUCCCUCACCAUGGCCAUCAUCAUCUUCGCCACGGUCAUGUUUUACGCGGAGAAGGGCUCCACCGCCAGCAAGUUCACCAGCAUCCCCGCCGCGUUCUGGUACACCAUUGUCACCAUGACAACACUCGGGUACGGGGACAUGGUGCCCAAGACCAUCGUGGGGAAGGUGUUCGGCUCCAUCUGCUCUCUGAGUGGGGUGCUGGUCAUCGCCUUGCCUGUUCCCGUUAUCGUGUCAAACUUCAGUCGCAUCUAUCACCAGAGCCAGCGGGCGGAGAAACGAAGAGCCCAACGGAAAUCGCGGGUUGCUAAAAUCCGUGCGGCGAAGAUUCGAGGCACUAACGCCUAUAUGCGCUACAAACACAGUGGAGUAUUGGACUCCCGGUUGGCCUCCAAAGAGGCAGGGAAGCUCCUGGUGAGUAAGGCAACCAGUCCUCCAUUUGAGAGUCAACACCAUCACCUCCUGCACUGCCUGGAGAAGACCACGAACCAUGAGUUUGUGGACGAGCAGACCUUCCAGACCAACUGCAUGGAGAUCUCCAUGAUGAACAAGGCUGGCUCCCGGUCGUCCUCGCUGGCCUCGUCCCCCCGCCUCUCCUCCUGCUGCUCCAGACGCCACCGCAAGAAGAGCAGCUUCAGCCUGCCGGGCUCCAACAACCAGGAGCUCAGCACCAUCCAGAUCAGAGAGAGGCCCGUCGUCAACAGCCGCUCCAGCCUGAACGCCAGACUCAACGACGACGGCGGCAUGACGCUGAAGUGCGACGCGUCCUACAUCACCCCGUCCAUGGUGACGCUGACCCCGCCCGCCGUGACCUCGUCGGGCGGGGGCGACGCCCCCACCGGCUCCAUCACCUACUCUCAGAGCAACAUUGUUCGAGUAUCUGCCUUGUAG
This is a messenger RNA of Gadus chalcogrammus (walleye pollock), 1872 nucleotides long. RefSeq names its product potassium voltage-gated channel subfamily D member 2-like. Gene Ontology annotation, molecular function: protein binding; A-type (transient outward) potassium channel activity. The transcript is spliced from 7 exons. Gene Ontology annotation, biological process: protein homooligomerization; potassium ion transmembrane transport. The record is from RefSeq and is a predicted model, not a curated record. Gene Ontology annotation, cellular component: membrane; voltage-gated potassium channel complex. The coding region runs from base 1 to 1872 and encodes 623 amino acids. Lineage: Eukaryota; Metazoa; Chordata; Actinopteri; Gadiformes; Gadidae.